GCUGGAGUGAAACGGUCAGGUUCGCACGGAGCCUCGACAGGAGACAGCAAGCAGGCGAAACUUCAGUGCUGCAGUGAACACUAUGAGCUGGAUAAACGAACUAAUGGGAUGACAUUAUUAUUAGAUGGAACGCGUAGAGGGAUUUCCUCAGAGGAGUACAAUAGCAUAAGGUGGUCUGGAGGACUGCGCAGUGAACUAGUUCAAACCGUAAGAGAGCAUGACCUGGUCGAUUGCUGGAUGUCUGUGACACACCUGCUAAUCCCUAUAGAAUCGUGCGGCGCACAAUUUUGCCGGUAUCAGAAGUUCAGUUUUGACAUUAUUGGUAGAUUAAAGUGUGUUUCAUUUGUGAGAUUUCAUCUGAAAUGUAAUCAUGUGUGCCUUCAAUUGUUUGUUGUUUGAUUCAUUUUAUGCGAUAAGUUAAACGUUUAAGUUAAACUAAAAUUAUAGUUGAAUGGUUUUAUCAUUCUUGCCUGUGUUUUGAUAUAAAUUAGCCUAGUACUGUAAAUUGGCCUAAUUUAAGACAGAUUAAGACGUAGGCUACUUACAAAUUCACGUGCUACAUGGGUGCAAAGUAACAUUUAAAUUUAUUCAUUAACCAUUAAUACGCCUAUCUGAUGUACUGAAUUAACAAUUACACAAAACAGCACUUGCCUUGCUGUUUAGAAAUAUAAGUAUUCUGCGCAGCAUUUACAACUUAAUCCUAAAAAUACUACUGCUGUUACAAUACAGAAAUACACUUAUUUGUUGCUUUGAUACGAGCGACGUGAGCUGGACGUGGAAAGCCUUUGUGGCUCUACUUAUUCAGAUGGCCACAGGUGCCCCAGACGGAGCUCGCGCUGCGGGCUAACCAGGUGGCUUGUCCCUUGGCACACAAAGCUAGCGCCAAUGCCGCUGCCGAAUUGGCUCAGCCUGGCACGGCUCGGUCUAUUAUCAAUGUGCACAUGGACAUGGUUGUUGGCUGGUGCAUGCGGGCCGGGCCCUGGCACUGGCAUUCGACCAAAGAUGCGAAAGCUGACCCCGAUGCCUUACAAGCACUUCGUCCCUAAUUUUUCGGAGAACAAUCUUGGCGCCAGUGGCAGAGCAGAAGGCAAAAUCACACGAAACUCGGAACGAUUCAACGAACUAGUUUGCAACUACAACCCGGACAUCAUAUUCAAAGACGAGGAGAACACUAAGGCCGAUAGAUUCAUGACAAAGCGUUGUAAGGACUGCCUGAACAGACUGGCCAUCGCGGUGAUGAACCAGUGGCCGGGGGUUCGACUGCGGGUGACCGAGGCGUGGGACGAGGACGGCCACCACCCCCCGAACUCCCUGCACUACGAGGGCCGCGCCGUCGACAUCACCACCUCCGACCGCGACGCCAACAAGUACGGGCUCCUGGCCCAGAUGGCGGUGGAGGCCGGGUUCGACUGGGUGCACUACGAGUCAAAAUCCCACGUGCACUGCUCCGUCAAGGCUGAUCACUCGGUUACCGUGGAGAAGGGGGGCUGUUUCCCGGGGUGGGUGCGGGUGAGCACGGUGGACGGGGAGCAGAGGACCAUGUCCUCCCUGCGGCCCGGCGAGGAGGUCCUGGCGCUGUCCGAAUCCGGGCAGGUGGUGCCCAGUCGCGUGCUGCUCUUCCUGCACCGGGACCCUGGCCUCCGCGCCCGCUUCCUCACCGUGGAAACCGAGGGCGGCGGGCGGCUCUCGCUCACGCCUUCCCACCUGCUCUUCCUGGCGCCGAACCGCACGCUGGACCGCGCCCGGUACCAGGCCCAGUUCGCCAGCCGGGCGCGGCCGGGCCACUACGUGCUGGUGCGGGGGAAGGGCGGCGGGGUGCGGCCGUCCCGGAUCGUCUCGGUGGCCCGGACGGAAGGGAGGGGCGUGUACGCCCCGUUGACGGUGCACGGCACCCUCUUUGUGGGCGGAGUUCUGGCCUCCAGCUACGCCUUAGUGGAGGACCAUUGGCUGGCGCACUGGGCCUUUUCCCCGCUCAGGCUGCUGAUGCCCCUCCCACAGCCGGGAGGGAGGGGCAAAAGCCACGCCCCCUAUCCGACUGACCGCACCGUAUGGGGCGACUGGGCGAACCAGACCCCCGCUGGCCCAGGGUCACACGGGGGUUCCUACAGCCCGGGAAGUUGGGCGGUUCCUCUGCGGCAGGGUGGGGGCGGGGCUAGCGGUGACCGUGUGCCAGACACCAGCCGGGCGGUGCACUGGUACGCCAGCCUGCUCCACGCCCUGGGGCGCCUCCUUCUGGACCCCGAGAGCUUCCACUCUUAAAGCCCCCGCCAAGCCCCCUGCACCGGUGACUCGCUGAAGCUCAUGAAACAUGACCAGAACUUUCCCAGAGCUCUGAGAUUUAGCCCCACCCAGCGGUUGACAAUGUUCACUCUCUCCUUCACCGUGCUAACCCCCCCCCAUUAAAUACAGGAUACAGGAAGUUCAUACUCAAAAUUCUGUUCCUUUUCUUUGCUGUAUCUUUUCUGUACCCACGUGCACAUUGUAUUUGCAUAGCCUUGCAAAGAUACACAGAGUUGGCACAUCUGAGCUUGAAUCAAAGUCUCAAACAGCGCCUGGGGAAGAAACAUUAUCAUACUGAUGGUUAAACUGUACAGACACUGCAUAAAACUAGUCACUCAAGCUCCAGUUUUCAGCCUGUGGCCCUGGAAGGCAAUAGUGAUCACACUAAUCACACUGACAUUAAUUAGUUUCAUAUUUCAAAAACAGGUCUUCCAUUUCUCACUUUAUCUAUUGACCAAAUAAUAUUGUGCCUUAUUAUUAACAUAAAACAGUAAGUGCCUUAUACAUGUAUUUAUUUGACACUAUAAACUAAAACAAUGAAAUGGUAUGACAUUUAAAAUCUGCUUUUUAAAAAGAAAUGUUCUAAAGAGAUGAGGAAAAUGAAUUAUGGGCUAGUACCACAAAUGCUUUAUUUUUGUACCUUUGGAAUCAUAAUAUAUAAAUAUUAAAUGUAUCAAUUUAUAUUAAUUAUUCUGUUUAAUGAUGGCCUUACAUGUUAUGUGUCAUAUCAGUGCUCUUUAAGGUGUCAUUAAAACAAACAAUAAUAAUAAUUUAA
This is a messenger RNA of Anguilla anguilla (European eel), 3055 nucleotides long. It is a transcript of the gene dhh, whose product is annotated as desert hedgehog signaling molecule. The transcript is spliced from 3 exons. NCBI's taxonomy places the organism in Eukaryota, Metazoa, Chordata, Actinopteri, Anguilliformes, Anguillidae. The record is from RefSeq and is a predicted model, not a curated record. Gene Ontology annotation, molecular function: calcium ion binding; patched binding. The coding region runs from base 886 to 2259 and encodes 457 amino acids. Gene Ontology annotation, biological process: multicellular organism development; smoothened signaling pathway; cell fate specification.